Messenger RNA from Salvia hispanica, 817 nucleotides. RefSeq names its product pseudo histidine-containing phosphotransfer protein 6-like. Gene Ontology annotation, molecular function: histidine phosphotransfer kinase activity; protein histidine kinase binding. The record is from RefSeq and is a predicted model, not a curated record. Gene Ontology annotation, biological process: cytokinin-activated signaling pathway; phosphorylation; phosphorelay signal transduction system. Gene Ontology annotation, cellular component: nucleus; cytoplasm. Lineage: Eukaryota; Viridiplantae; Streptophyta; Magnoliopsida; Lamiales; Lamiaceae.
AUGGAGCUGCUGUGGAAUUUUGUUGUUGAAGAAGACAAAACGGGUGUAGCUGUGAGUGUGGAGCAGCUGCGUGCUGACAUGAAUCGUUUGCUCGCCAUUCUCUUCCACCAGGGUGUAUUGGACGAGCAGUUCUUGCAGUUGCAGCAGCUCCAAGAUGAAUCUUCCCCCAACUUCGUCUCUGAGGUUGUCAACAUCUAUUUCCGCCACUCCGAGAAGCUCCUCCGAAACCUCAGAGCCUUGCUGGUGGAUAGAGAGCUGUGUGACUACAACAAGAUGGGAAUCCACUUGAAUCAGUUGGUGGGAAGCAGCUCCAGCAUUGGCCUCCGUAACGUCUGCAUCGCCUUUCGCGCUGCUUCCCACCACAACAAUCGCCCCGGAUGCUUAAGGGCUUUGGAGCUGUUGGAAUAUGAAUACUGUUACCUCAAAAACAAGCUGCAUGAAUUCUUCCAGAUUGAGCAGCAGAGAAUGCUGGCAGCUGCGGUCAGAUAUCCUGCACCUCACCAACACCUUCACAAUCCUCAAGCCUGAAUGCCUAGCUACCUCUAAAAAGUUGAAUGCAAGAAUCUCACCUGCAUGCAAUUAAUUCAGCACCUGCUUCUCAUUCCUAGGCGUUCAGCUUUUUCUACUACAACACCAACAUAUAUCUACUGCUUCUUUUCACUGUCUAAACCAAUCUACCUAGCUACUGUCCCUUCCCUUUUACUCAAAUUGUGUUGUCAAUCAAGGACUAAAUGUUGGUUGCAGAUUAUCAAAAUAACACCCUUACUCUACUGCUUAGGGGAAUACAAACUCAAAUUUAUUUUAUGUCAUUCCCGAA